Molecule: messenger RNA, 8193 nt
Organism: Clunio marinus
Lineage: Eukaryota; Metazoa; Arthropoda; Insecta; Diptera; Chironomidae
Source: the annotation of a GenBank genome assembly
ACUCAUCAGGCAAUUCAUGAAAGGAAAAAAAAUGUUUCAACAAAUCCAGUAUCAAAUAUAAACAUAAAAUUUGCAGUUUUCAGUGUUAAUUAAUAAAUUUCGUUAGAAAUGAUUCUUAUAAAUGCACUUUCAAUAUAAUUGCGAAAGAAACAAAAAUCUUUAAGUAAAAAAGAGCAACCAUUAGUGAAAAUGUCGCAACGGGGGAAGCGACCAAAUACCAAUGCUUUAGGUGUUGAAGGUUCAACGCCUGUGAAAAGAAGAAAGGGCCGUCCCCCCACCGUUUCUAUUGAUACAGAGGAUUUUGCAACACCAUCCACAUCCAAUGGUGGGGGUCAUAAUUCUUCAUCCGUUUGGCAAGCUAGACCACAUCUAGAUCUAAAAAUGUCUAGUAUUUAUAAUCGUAGUGCACCAGAAGCACCUGCUGAACUGUUUAGGAAAGAUCUUAUCAGUGCCAUGAAGUUGCCAGAUUCGGAACCACUUUCUCAUGAAGAGUAUUGGGUGAUAACUGAUCAAUGGAAGCAAGAGUGGGAACGUGGUGUACAAGUUCCGGUAAAUCCAGACUCACUACCUGAGCCUAUCGUGAGAUCAAUAAGUGAAAAUUAUUAUAAGGGUCGUCAAGACUUUAAGCUUCCGAAAAAUAAAUACAUACGUAUUACAAAGGAUGAAAAUUUCUCGCAUGAUAAAAAUUAUCUUUCAAAUACUCCUGCCAUGGCGGACUCUGUUUGCAGUUAUGAUCUUGAUCAGCUUGAUGAAGCAUGGCUUAAAGAAUUUAAUGGUGAGCGCAGUUUAUGUGGUCUCCCGCCUGUAAAUGAGGAACAAUUUGAGCGAAUUAUUGAAGAACUUGAGACACGAUGUCAUGAUAAAAUUCAAGCAAUAAUGAAAAGUGAAGAUGGUCUUGGUAUUGAAUACGAUGAGACUGUCAUUUGCGAUGUGUGUCGUUCGCCUGAUUCUGAAGAUGCAAAUGAGAUGGUUUUCUGUGAUAACUGCAACAUCUGUGUACAUCAAGCUUGUUAUGGAAUAACAACAAUUCCAUCCGGAAAUUGGUUAUGUCGAACUUGUUCGAUGGGACAAAAGCCGGACUGCGUACUCUGUCCGAAUAAAGGUGGUGCAAUGAAGUCAACACGAUCAGGACAAAAAUGGGCGCAUGUUUCAUGUGCAUUGUGGAUACCGGAAGUCAGUAUCGGUUCAGUUGAUCGAAUGGAGCCUAUAACAAAAAUCUCCAGCAUUCCUCAAAGUCGUUGGGCUCUUGUGUGUGUUUUAUGUCGCGAACGCGUUGGUGCAUGCAUUCAAUGUUCAGUGAAAACGUGUAAAACAGCUUAUCAUGUAACUUGUGCAUUUCAACAUGGAUUAGAAAUGCGUGCAAUUAUUGAAGAUGAGAAUGCUGAAGAUGGUGUGAAGUUAAGAUCAUAUUGUCAGAAACACAGUGUCAAAAAAGAACCAAAAAAUAGUGCCAAUGCCGAGAAAGCUUCAGCUUCAGCUUCAGUGUCAGUUUCAGCAUCGGAAGAUGAAGAAAAAGUUGUCACAAAUAAUAAAAAUAAAAUAAGAAAAGAAAUGACUACAGAAGAAAGAAACCACGCGAGACUUACACGUUUGGUUGAAAUACAAUCUGAGUUUGAUAAGCAUGUGAGUGUUAAAGAUAUAAGUUGUCAUCUGCUUGAUGUUGACCAAGAGGGCAUCAAUCAUAUUUACAACUAUUGGAUUCUGAAACGAAAAGCUGGUGGUAAUGAUCCUCUACUUCUGCCAAAGGCAGGCGAUGUUGAUGUCAUGUCGCAAACCGAUCAAGAGCAAGCUGACAUUGAGAAAAUGAAAAUGUUUGUGCAUUUAAGACAAGAUCUUGAGCGAGUAAGGAAUCUUUGUUACAUGGUAUCGCGACGCGAGAAACUUUCAAGAUCCUUCUUUAAAAUGCGAGAACAAAUCUUCCAAAAGCAAAUUGCUGUGCUUAGUUGUCAUAAAAAGACGACAAAACUUGAUGAUGCUUCAAUUAAAGCGACAAUGGAGGCAAAUCAUGGACCUUCCAUCUAUGACGUACUCUACUCUAGUAAAUCUGUUAGAGAAAAUGCUGGAGUAAUGCGUAUUGAAGAGAUGAUCGAUUCAAUACUUGGUCAUACCUCAAAUAAAUCUAACAAAGAAAUUAAUGGUAAUGUUGUUGUAAGAAAAGAUAAGCAAGAUGCAGUUAGUCGAUAUAGUAAAUUAUUCAAUGGAGGCACAAAUGCGGCAGCAGUAAACAAAAAAUUAAAUAAUAUUUACGAUAGUCUUUCAAGUGAUUCAGAUGUGUCAUCAUCGAAACAUUUACAAAGGCGAAAAAGUCAUUUAACUUCAUCCUCAUUAUCGGCAUCAUCAGCGUCAACAUCUGAAGAUGAAUUACCGCCAACAAUUAAAAGAAAAUCACCAGUAAAAUCAAAAGUUCAUCUUCCACCACCGCCACAACAAACAUCGAUAGUCGUUGCACCAUCAUCGACGCAACCAAAGAAGAAAGGUCGACCACCAGGCUCAACGAAACAAGCAGUGGCUGAAAAGCGAAGACAAAUGAAUGCUCUGAAUUCCACAAAGGAUAAAACAAAAUCAUUCAGUGUAGAUAGUUCAAGUGAAGAUGAUAACAACACAAGAAAUCACAAGAAUCUACGUACAAGGCCGUUAACGACUGAUGAUGAUCAAAAUAUGCAUUUAACUGAUGAAAGUGAUGAAUUAGUACCAAUAAGAAAUAGUAGUGGCCACAGCAUUCCAACAACAGGCAAUGCAAAACGUAUCCAAUCAUCUGCAAUUUAUUCCGAUAGUGACAGUAGUAGUUCCGACAAAGACAACAAAACUGACCAUACGGUCAGUGAUUCACAACAACAACCGUUUAGAACAAAAGCUGCAAUGAAAGAAUUCAAUAUAAAUGAAAUCUUGCCAUUUGAUAAAGCGAAAAAGAAAGUUGAUGUUGAGACAGUUGUUGAAACAUCGAAGAAGGUUAUUGGACAUACAAAGAAAUUUUCUGCUUUAUCACCGACAUCAACAACAACAGCACAAAAUAAGAAAAUUCCGCCACUUCGAAGAGAGUCGACAGCGAAAGCUUCAAGGAGAAUAUCACGCACCAAACAAAUCACAACGACAUCACUUUCAUCUGAUUCUGAAGUCGAUGAUGUGCCAACAUCAACGACGAAAAGUAGCAAAGAUAACAACAAAACAACAACAAAUCGUAAGAAAGAGAUUCCAAGUGAUUUUCUUGUUGUGCCACAACGUGAAGCAGCAAAGAAAGCGUCUGAGAAUUUAAUGAAAACAAAUUCAGCUCUAAUGGUGCAAUCAAUUUCUGGUACAGCAAGUGAAAAGAAUCGAAGAGAGAUUCGCGAGAAACUUGACGAAACGGUGAUGAGUUCAAAAGUAGGUGAAAUCGAGCGAGAAAAUCAAAAGGAAUCGAAAGUAAAAUCAGCUUCGAAGAAGGAUUCAAAGAAAUCAAAAGAAGAAACAAAGAAAGAGACGAAGAAAGAAAAAGUUGAUAUUAAAGCAACAUCAGAAGUUGCUGCUGAAAAGGAGAAGGAAGAUAAAGUUCAUACUGAUUUUGCAACUGAUUUUCUGCCUUAUGUUCCGCAACGACAAGCAGCGAAGAAAGCAGCUGAACAUAUCAAAGGUCUUGGCACAUCUCAGCCUCUUCCUGUUUCACUUCCCGUUGAAGAAAAAGUUAAAUCGUCUCUUGCUUCUACUAAGAAAGCAACUUCGGUUGUUGAGAGACGAAAGUCUGUCGCUGUUGAUUUAUCAAGUUCAAGUACAUCGAGUACAAGUUCAGGUUCUGACACUGCUUCAUCGUCAGAAUCGGAAAGUGAACAAGAAUCUCAUUCAAAAGCAACAGAAAAAGUUUCUUCACUACCUACAAAAGCUUCAACAAAAUCUCUACCCGCAAGACGACCGUCGGCAGCUGUUGGACUUAAACCAAAACCAAAGGAUUCGCCCUUUCUUGACAAGGCUGCGAAAUCCUCGGUUGUUGUUGAGUCUAGCAGUUCGUCAUCGUCCUCGGAUUCAGAUUCAUCGACCAGUGACCGUCCUAAUACGACACGACUAUCUGAAAAAGGAAACAAUCAUAAGGGAAGAGCGUCCACAAAGAAGUCUCCAAGUAAAAAAUCUUCAGCAUCAACAACUUCAUCCCCUGUUAAAAAGGAGAUUGACAAGUCAAUUGCCACUCCAAAAAGACGAACAUCAACAAUUGCUAAAGCGUCAUCGACAACAACCUCAACAACUAGCAAUCGAUCUCCACAAAAAUCUCUUCAUGAGUCAACAGCAACAUCUGAAACAUCAGCUGUUACUUCAUCACGAAAAAGAUCAACAUCCAUUGCAACGUCAUCAUCUAAAGUGUCAAGUAACAACAAUAAAUCCAGAACUACUGAAUCCAGUAAGGGAGAUUUGGUUAAAUUGCCAGACAAGGGACAAUCUUGUGUUGAUGUAAAUGAAGUGAAUGAAAAUGUUGGUGCCAAUAAGAAAUCUCAAUCAUCAUUAGAUUUAUCAAAUAAAAAGCGUAAAACUUCUGUUGCAAUUUCAUCACCAACAAAAGAUGAAAUUCAAGAUCAAGUCAAAGAACAACGCGACUCAACUCUUCGGCGUAGCAGUCGAUCGGAACAAAUAUCGACAACUAAAGUCACAGCACAAGAAAAAUCCUUGCUUAAGAGUCCUAAGAUUCAUUCCUCUCUUGAUUCAUCACCUUCAAAGUCAAAAGAAGCUCAAAAGUUGUUGAAAACACCUACGAAGAAAUCUCCAACUGAAGAAGUUUCACAAGUGAAGUUGACCAGUGCAAGUGAAGAUAAGACGAUGAAGAAAGUUCACGAUGAGAAGAAAAAUGACGUUGAUCGAUCUGAAGUUACUAUGGAUAUUGAUGAAAGUUUAGCGCAAAGGAAAAUCAUUUCUGAAAAUAAGUUGAUUGAUAUUAAGGAAUCAAUUCUGAAGCCUCCAACAUCUGUAGGUGCAGCAUCAUCAUCACCAAUGGUGUCAAUUCCAACAGCAAAUUUAAACAACAGUAAAACAUCAUCGGAUGAAGCUUUCAAUAAAAUCCUUCAAGAUGAUUCAAGAGUCCUCAACACACCAAAAAGUAUUUUCUUAAUUGAUAAAGUUGCUGCAAAAGAAGACACUGAACGUGAAACUUUGACAUUUAUUGAAAAAUUACGGCAAAGGAAGCCAAAUGUUGUUAAUAUUGCUGAUAACAACAACAUUGUCAAUGAUAAAAUCAUCACAGAAAAUCCGAUUAAACUUUCUCCUUGCAUGCAUCAGAACGAGAAUAAAAAUACUCCAAAGCGUGAAAUUUUAGAUCCACAUCAACAGCAACAGCAGCAAGUAACGAAUCCCCAACAACAACAGCCAGUAAUAAACAAAGCAAUUGGUUCACCAUCGCCAGUGAUAUCAAAGAAAGAUCAAGAGUUUAAUGAUUUAAAGAAGACUUCACCAUGGCAUCAGCAAUCACAUCUUAGCAGUAGCGGACCUGACAACAAUUAUCAGCGUAAUAUUUUAACAUCAUCAACAAACAAUAAUAAUAAAAUGAAUUCAGCAAUAGAACAGCCACCAGCUCCAGCUUCUUGCAUGAUGAUGCAACAACAACAGUCAAAUGUUGUGAAACGAAAUCAACCAGGAAUGGAGAAUGUUAAUUUAAUUAAUGAUUUGAAUCAACAAUUUUUGAAGAAUGCUACUUAUCAACAAUUCCCGCAUAAAGGUCCCAUGACAAAUGAUUUCAGUGCUUCGAUGCAUCCACAUAACAUGCCAGGAAGUUUCAACUCUUUCAACUUUUCAGACAAUGCUUCACAAUUCACUGGCGCUGUUAGUUUAUUUCCACCAGCUGAUAUGAAUGUUCAAGUGCCAUUCCCAUCACCAGGUCAAGCAAUGUUCGCUCCAAAUUUCACAAAUAACUUCACAAACACACCACAACCACAAAGCAAUGUCGAUCAUCCAUUAAUGAUGCCAAGUGGACUACAAAACAAACCAAACUCUGCUGAAAUGAUGUCAAACAAUCUUCGAUUUGGUGCGCAACAAAAUUUCUGUGCACCAACAAUUACUCAACAAUCACAACAACAGCAACAACUUCAAUCAUCAUCGUCGUCUUUGGUUGAUUUAGGUGGACGACAACAGAAAGGAGUUUCAGAUAACAAUCCAAACAACGAACAAAAUGUGAGCGAAAAAGUUGAAACACAAAAGAAAUCUCCAUCAAAGUCAACUCGUUCGUCACCGAGAAACUCAACGCCAACACAUGUUGGUGUGAAAACACCACAAAAGAGUCCAUCGAAGAGUCCAAGACAACCAUCAACGCCAGCUUUAACUGUCGAACCAAUCUCAAGACAAAAUUCUACGCAGAAAGGUAAAACAACACCAAAUAUCAAUGAAACGACGAAACAAAGAAAAAGUCGAACAAAUAGUCAAGCAUCGCCAGCAUCAACACCUUCGGAACAUCGUGGUGUCAGUGCUGGUACUACUGCUGCAAGUGGCGGGGGGAAAGGAAGAGGACGUGGAAGUAAAAAUAGUAAAACGCGCUUUCCACAAACAACAAUGCCUUUUAUACCAUUUAGUGGCAAUGAUUAUGUUACGAUUAAUAAGAAACUUGUUGGAACUGUCUACGAUUUCUCUGCGGAUGAUGAAUUCAAUCAAACAUCAUCAGUUGAAAAUCUAAGAGCGAUGAGAGAUCGCCCGGUUGAUAUGCGAACAUAUAAUUCUUAUGAUAGUACAAAUGAUAGUUACAAUAGUCAGUUGCUUGGUGCAUUUGCAUCAAACACUGUCGAUCAGACACUCAAUGAGAUUGAUGAAGAGCAAGAGAAAGAACUUCAAACAGCACUUAAAGCAAGCAAUGAUAAACAAAAAACGCCAACAAAUGCAAUCACAAAUGAUGAUAAAUCACAACAAUCGUUACUUGAAAUGUCGAAUAUUGUUGAAGAAAGUGUCGAUUCAGAAGCUUCAUUUGCAAAGGUAUCAUUGUCAGAUUCACGAAAUCAAUUGAAAUUGAAGAUCAAAGGUCCACUUGCCCAUCCAGAUCUUCAUUUUAAUGCUUCAGUUAAUCCAAUUGUUCCUCAGAAUAUAUCAAGUGGAGCAUCGAAACGUCAAAUGAGAAAGAAAGAGUUGUUGCAACAGUAUUGGAAUCAAGGAUUGAAUAUUGAUCAAGAACAGCCAAAUCCACAAUCAGUUGAACACCAUACAGUGUCGAAUCUUCCAAGAAUUGGUGGCAUUCCAAAAGCUGUCGAUUCGAUGAGUCUUGGACUGUUGAAAGAUGAAUUUCAAGACUUUAAUUAUGCUGAGUAUAAGAAAAGAAAAAGAUUUGCACUUGAUGUUGAUAUUGGAACAUCAAACAACUCUAAUGUGUCGAAUGCUGUCAAUGACAUUGAUCCAAUUGCACUUGAUUAUAAUAAGAAGAGAAGGAACCGUGCAAAUCGUGGUGGUCAACAACAAAUGAACACAAUGAAUGCAAAUCCACCACCAAAGCUUAAGAUUAAAAUUGGAUCUGAUAUUAUGGAAACAAGUGGAAGUGAUUUGCCACCUAAGAAACGUCACAUUGCAGCACCGCCAAGCUAUCAAGAUCUCAAACGUGAUUCAAUGAACUUUAGAAAGAAAAUGAUGGAUGAGUUCAGUGAAGAGAAGAAUAAAGAACAUAGAACAAAAGAAGAGAAGCGUGAGAAGAAGGAUAAGAAGAAAAAGAAGGAAAAGAAAGAGAAAAAGAAAUCAGUUGAGAUUGUUCAUACACCGGUCGUGAAAGGAGCUCCUGUCAAAUUGAUCUUGAAGAUAGGAAAUAAAUCAAUGAGUACAGUGUCGAAUACUUCAGCUGAGAAUUCAAACUCAAGUGAAUUGAAUAAAUCAGCACCACCGCUUAAACUUAAAAUCUCAAGAAGCUCACAAGGUAAUGGCGAGUACAAUAUUCUCAAUACAAAAGAUACAAUUAGCAAAGUAACAGAAAAGCAACAACCAACGAAUGUUGGAAACAGUUCAAUAGGCCAUUCUGAUACUAUGACGAUGGUUACAUCAACUCCUGUCACAAGCAGCAGCAAUAAUAAUCUUCAACCACCAAUCAUUGAUGCUUCCGACAUAAAAAAAUCAUUCGAAACGAAAAAGUUAGAAGUUUCUCUUGAGAGACUUGAAGAUAACGAGAAAAGUCUUUCAUUUCUUAAAGGAACGACAUCAACAGCAACCACGACGACGACAACAGCCAGCAAUGAAAAUUCUGCUGCAACUUCCGUCUCUAAAGAUUGUGAAGUAAGAUGA